AUGGCCCAAGAUGGGGCGGACAACGAGCUGGGCGGCCUCUUCAACAUCUCCAUUUCCGACUCGGAGGAAGGCGAAGACGGCGGCAUCGACACGAGCCACGGCAUCGCGAGCUCCUCCAAGAAGAGCCGGGAGCAACGCACCGGCCAGUCCGAGGCUGCGUUCCGGGCCGUGAAGAGCGGGUACCGGGCCAAGGUCGAGAACGGCGAGGUAUGGAAGUCCGUGGAUGUCCCGCUUGGCACGCGCAGGGUACCGAAGCACGAGGGCCAGGAGCUGCUGCACGCCGUGGAAGAACUGUACUUCUUCCGGAGGUUCGAGGAGGCUGUCUCGCUCGUCGGGAGGAUCUUUAAGGGUGAGGGCGGCGGGAACGGGCUUGAUGGGGACCGCAUCUACGUGAUUCAUACCGUCUACGUCGUGGAACGCUAUGAUACGGUCCUGUUGGUCACGCACGUCGAAUCAGCAUGGUCGACUGUGUAG
Diaporthe citri is the source of this 474-nucleotide messenger RNA. RefSeq lists its product as uncharacterized. Lineage: Eukaryota; Fungi; Ascomycota; Sordariomycetes; Diaporthales; Diaporthaceae. The record is from RefSeq and is a predicted model, not a curated record. The transcript is spliced from 3 exons. Bases 1 to 474 code for a protein of 157 amino acids.